Molecule: messenger RNA, 6683 nt
Organism: Poecilia reticulata (guppy)
Lineage: Eukaryota; Metazoa; Chordata; Actinopteri; Cyprinodontiformes; Poeciliidae
Source: RefSeq, a predicted model, not a curated record
GACAYUCGGUGCUUGAUUAGUCAGGGCUGGGCUUGCUGCUUGUUGUUUUAAGGGAGUCGGUUUCUUCUUCCAAAUGUUUGACAGCUGCAGCCACUUGAGGAAUUGGAGUCCCCCUCUGCUCUCAGUUAUGUCAACUUCAUAAAGUAAAUAGCCGGGGUAGCGGCGUCAUGGCUGCAGAUGACAAAUCCUCGUCAUCUUCCUCGACGGAGUGGAACAUCGAGCCGCCGGCCUCCUCUCCCACCAGCCCCUCACACCUGACCCACUUCAAACCGCUGACUCCGGAGCAGGAUGAGCCACCGCUCCGCUCCGCCUACAGCUCAUUCGUCAACCUGUUUCGUUUCAGCAAUAAAGAAGAGGGCCGUCCUGUGGUCACAGUUUCGGAGAAGCCGGACGUCCCACCUCCUCGGCGGCAGGCAGAGAGACGGAGCUUGUCCUCCAGUCCUUCCCACUCUGUCCACAACUCGAGGACACACCAGAAGCAGCAUCCUGACAUCCUCAGACGCACUUCUACUGUCUCUGUGGAUUGGCCAGAUGGCAGCAGGAAGUCUGACACAUCUCUCAGCARUCACGACCCUCGCACUGCUGUACAACUUCGCACMGCACUGAAGAGGCUGAAGGAGAUCAUGGAGGGAAAGAGCCAGGACAGCGAUCUGAAACAGUACUGGAUGCCCGACAGCCAGUGUAAGGAAUGCUACGACUGCAACGAGAAGUUCACCACMUUCCGCCGCAGACACCACUGCAGGCUGUGUGGCCAGAUCUUCUGCAGCCGCUGCUGCAACCAGGAGAUCCCUGGAAAGUUUAUGGGUUACACAGGAGACCUGCGGGCUUGCACGUACUGUCGGAAGCUAGCGCUAAGCUACACUCACUCUGCAGACUCCAGCUCCAUCGGCGAGGACCUAAGCGCCUUGUCAGACUCUCCCUCCUCUGUGUGCGUGUUGGAGCCCAGCGAGCCUCGGACACCCGUGGGAGGGCGCAAAGCCAGCCGGAACAUCUUCCUCGAGGAAGACCUGACCUGGCAAAGAAAAACUCCUAUUGGGAUGAGAAAGAACAUGAUUCACCAGGAGCCUCAGAGCAGCRGCCUCGCCUCCAGACUCUCUACCCUGCCGGAGGAUGUGGGGAAGUCACCAGCGAGGAAGAGGUCGGCCAGUGUGACCAACCUACCAUUGGACCGGUCCGGAUCCACCCUGGUUCCGGCCUACGACAGCUCUGUCAGUCCGCCCACCAGCCGGGCCAUGGCCGGCACCAAGAGUGGCACCAAGCUUGACCACAGUGAGGAGGAGAGGAAGAUCCUCCUGGACUCUUCCCAACUCAAGGAGCUGUGGAAGAAGAUCUGCCACAACAACACAGGGAUGGAGUUCCAGGACCACAGAUACUGGCUGAGGACCUACCCCAACUGCAUUGUGGGAAAGGAACUUGUUAACUGGCUGCUGAGGAAUGGUACCAUCUCCACCAGGGCCCAGGCUAUUGCAAUAGGCCAGGCAUUAGUAGAUGGUCGCUGGCUUGACUGCGUCACUCACCACGACCAGCUGUUCAGAGAUGAGUACGCCCUUUAUCGCCCCCUGCAGAGCACAGAGUUCUCAGAAACGCCCUCUCCAGACAGCGACAGUAUCAACUCCAUCGAGGGACAGUCGGAGCCAUCCUGGUUCAAGGACAUCAAGUUUGACGACAGCGACACAGAGCAACUGGCCUACGAGUCUGACUACACUGUGCCAAAUUCUGCCAGCCCCAGCAAGAGGACGUCGGUCAGCAGCUUCCAUUCAGCGGUGGACAGCGACUCUGCCGCCUCCAUCAACCUCAACAUGGAGCAGAACAACGUGAACUUUCACAUCAAGAAGCAGUCCAAGUACCCACAUGUACCACCUCCUGCAGACCAGAAAGCCGAGUUUCUCAUUUCGGAGGACGGAGGGCAGAACAUCAUCAUCAGUGAUGCCUUCAUCAAAGAGUCUCUGUUCAACCGUCGCGUGGAGGAGAAGGCCAAAGAAAUGCUGUUCACUCCGCUGGGCUGGCACCACAGCUCCCUGGAUCAGCUCAGAGAGGAGAACGGGGAGAAGAUGGCCAUGGAGAGGCUGCUCUCUGCCAACCACAGCCACAUGAUGGCGCUGCUGCAGCAGCUGCUCUACAGCGAGUCUCUGUCUCUGUCCUGGAGGGACAUAAUCGUUCCCGUGGUUCGGCAGGUGGUCCAGACGGUCCGGCCCGACGUUCGCAACUGUGACGACGACAUGGACAUCCGGCAGUUGGUUCACAUCAAGAAGAUUCCUGGAGGCAGGAAGUUUGACUCCAAGAUGGUAAACGGCUUCCUGUGCACCAAGAACAUCGCCCACAAGAAGAUGAACUCCUCUAUCAAGAACCCCAAGAUUCUGCUGUUGAAGUGCUCCAUCGAGUACCUGUACAGAGAAGAAACCAAGUUCACCUGCAUYGAGCCCAUCGUGCUCCAGGAACGGGAGUUCCUGAAAAACUACGUUCAGCGAAUUGUAGACGUCCGCCCCAACCUGGUGUUGGUGGAGAAGACGGUGUCGCGUAUCGCUCAAGACAUGCUGCUGGAGCACGGCAUCACGCUGGUCAUCAACGUCAAAUCGCAAGUCUUGGACCGAGUGAGUCACAUGACCCAGGGGGACCUGGUGAUGUCCAUGGACCAGCUCCUCACCAAACCUCGCCUGGGAACCUGCCACAAGUUCUACAUGCAGCCCUUCUCUCUGCCCAACAACGAGUCGAAGACUCUGAUGUUCUUCGACGGCUGCCCGCCUCACCUGGGAUGCUCCAUCAAGCUGCGCGGCGCRUCAGAGUACGAGCUGGCCAAGGUGAAAGACAUCAUCAUGCUGAUGGUGUGCGUUGCCUACCACUCUCAGCUAGAGAUCUCCUUCCUCAUGGACGAGUUCGCCAUGCCGCCCAGYUUACCUCAGAGUGGCUCCUUCCCGUGCCUCCUGGAGGGCUCUGCUGCCGAUGAGGAGAUGGACGGAGACAGCAUGGAGAAGACGGCAGUGAGCGAUAACUCUACGUUGGGGGAACAAUCCGAAGAAGCACCUUUUCUAGAGUCUUCAACUAAAACUGAAGAUACAGAUAUUCUCAGAGUCAUUCAAAACCCCCAGCCGGUUCUGUUCUCUGUCCAAGAGGAGGCUGGAAACUCUGAGACCAGGACGUCAACCCCAUGCUCCAGUCCUGUGCCGCCUCCUCCAUCCAUCUGUCCGCAGUUGCUUGUUGAUGAGGAGCAGGAAAUGGGCUCGGACACUCUGGUCGGCACCUCUGAGGGUGAGACGGUGGGAGAACUUGGUUUGGAGGAUGAGGAGCGCUCAGACACCCCCACCCCUAAGCUAUUCCGAGACCCCUUGCAGGAUGACACAGGGAUGUUCAUCGCCGAACACGUGGACUCCUCCGACGACCGCCUCAAGUCCAUCUCUGCUGUGUUUAAGCACGAGCUGAAGGACAUCAUCCUGUGCAUUUCCCCCUUCAUCACUUUCAAAGAGCCAUUCCUCCUCACACCGGUGGGCAUGCACUGCCCCAGCAGGGACUACUUCCCUGAAGAGGUCUACCUGUCUCCUCUCCUCAACAAGGACCUGAAGGAGCUGGACGGACGCAGGAAACGCCAGCUGCUCAAAGACCCGGCUCCAUCCUCCGCGGCCAGCGGACAGACCUACGGCACCGCCCAGCCCAGACCCACCGACAUUCUGCCCUGCCACAGCCUCACCACCACCCGCAUCGUGGACCACCUGAGCAGCAGCCAGGACCUGGCCAGAAUGUUGGCCGACUACAGAGCAAAAGGCGGCCGGAUCCGGCAGAAAGAAGCAAGCGACACGUUUGGCUCUGCUGGUCCUGCUGCUACCAGCAGCAGCAGCCAGAACCGGGCACCAGACUUCCCGGUCAAGGCGCUCGGGAAAGCAGACAGCGAGGAGGAGAAAACGGGCAAACAGAACGACGUGAACUGGACUCCAAAGCUGGACUGUUUGAACCCGACCAACCAUCAGAGGCUGUGUGUGUUGUUCAGCAGCUCCUCCCUUCAGUCCAACAAUGCGCCCAACCCCUGCGUCAGCCCCUGGAUCGUCACCAUGGAGUUCUACGGCAAGAACGACCUGUCGCUGGGCGUGUUUCUGGAGCGCUACUGCUUCAGGCCGUCAUACCAGUGUCCCAGCAUGUUCUGUGAGACUCCCAUGGUGCAUCACGUCCGCCGCUUUGUGCAUGGCAGCGGCUGCGUGCAGAUAGUGCUGAAGGAGCUGGACUCACCCGUCCCAGGCUACCAGCACACCAUUCUUAACUACUCAUGGUGCCGUGUGUGCAAACAGGUGACUCCAGUGGUGCCUCUAUCCAAUGAUUCGUGGUCCAUGUCUUUCGCCAAAUAUUUGGAGCUUCGCUUCUACGGCCAUCAGUACACCAGACGAGCCAACGCCGAGCCCUGCGGACACUCCAUCCAUAAAGACUACCACCAGUACUUCUCCUACAACCAGAUGGUGGCUUCCUUCAGCUACACCUCCGUCCGGCUGCUGGAGAUCUGUCUUCCUCGUCCCAGGAUCUUCAUCAGGAAUCUGGGCCCGUCUAAAACCAACCUGCAGCAGGACCUGAAGGACUUCUCUCAGAAGGUGGCUCAGGUGUACCUGGCCAUCGACGACCGCCUCACCUCCCUGAAGACCGACACGUUCAGUAAGACCCGGGAGGAGAAGAUGGAGGACCUCUUUGCUCAGAAAGAUAUGGAGGAGGCGGAGCUUCGCAGCUGGAUCGACAAGCUUCAGGGGCGCCUGCAGUCAUGCGGCCUGGACUCCCCUCAGCAGCUGCAGGUCGUCCUGGAGUCACUGGUGGUGAAGAAGCAGAAUCUCUGUGAGAUGCUGCAGUUCUGGAACAGCAGACUCCAGGAYCUGUUCCAGCAGGAGAAAGGCAGGAAGCGUCUGUCUGUCCCACCGAGUCCAGGCAGACUCCGACCCAACACCACUGACGACACCAAGAGCGCUCUGGACUCCUCCCCUCGGAACCCGUCCCCUGUGGUCCAGAAUGGGGAGAAAGAGGAUCGCUACCUGUGCCCGUUGCCCUCAACCACCUCGUCCCUGCUGCCGUCACCUGGAGACCCCGGGGCUGAUUCCACCACAACUGGACCCAGUUUCAGUGAACCGGACUCUGUCAGCAUCCCAGAAGAUGUGUUUGACGGCCACCUGCUGGGCUCCACUGACAGCCAGGUGAAGGAGAAAUCCACCAUGAAAGCCAUCCUGGCCAACUUUCUGCCCGGCAACAGUUACAACCCUAUCCCUAUCCCAUUUGAUCCAGAUAAACAUUACCUGAUGUACGAACACGAGCGGGUGCCAAUCGCUGUGUGUGAGCGUGAGCCGAGCUCCAUCAUCGCCUUCGCUCUCAGCUGCAAAGAGUACAAAACGGCGCUGGACGACCUGUCCAAGUCAUCCAGCGCAGCCGGAGACGACGYUCAGCAGCCUGUCAGUGCAGAGAGUCGGGUGAAGAGCAGCCCUGCGAGGCCCAGCGAUUCUCUGGCGGCGCAGCAGAGUCGCAGCAGCGCCGACGGCGAGCCUCUCAAGGAUGCUGAUUCAGCAGAUAAGCAGAAGAAACAGACGGUGAACCCACACAUCGAGCUCCAGUUCUCAGACGCCAACGCCAAGUUCUACUGUCGGAUCUACUACGCCGAGGAGUUCCACAGGAUGCGUGAGGAGAUCAUGGAGAGCAGCGAGGAGGACUUUGUCCGCUCGCUGUCCCACUGUGUGAACUGGCAGGCCCGGGGAGGGAAGUCCGGAGCCGUCUUCUACGCCACUGAAGACGACCGCUUCAUCCUGAAGCAGAUGCCCCGGCUGGAGGUCCAGUCCUUCCUGGACUUUGCUCCGCACUACUUCACCUACAUCACUGGAGCUGUGCAGCAGAAGCGGCCGACUGUGCUGGCCAAGAUCCUGGGAGUUUACCGGAUCGGAUACAAGAACUCCCAGAACAACGCCGAGAAGAAACUGGACCUGCUGGUCAUGGAGAACCUCUUCUACGGCCGCAAAAUGGCUCAGGUGUUCGACCUGAAAGGCUCUCUGAGGAAUCGGAACGUGAAGACAGACUCCGGGAAGGAGAGCUGCGAGGUGGUUCUGCUGGACGAGAACCUCCUGAAACUGAUCCAUGACAACCCGCUCUACAUCCGCUCCCACUGCAAGGCCAUCCUGAGGGCGGCCAUCCACAGCGACGCCUACUUCCUGUCCAGCCACCUCAUCAUCGAUUACUCCCUGCUGGUGGGGCGGGACGACGCCACUGAUCAGCUGGUGGUGGGGAUCAUAGAUUACAUCAGGACGUUUACCUGGGACAAGAAACUGGAGAUGGUCGUCAAAUCCACUGGAAUUCUGGGAGGCCAAGGGAAGAUGCCCACCGUGGUUUCUCCAGAGCUGUACAGGGCUCGCUUCUGCGAGGCCAUGGAUAAAUACUUUCUGAUGGUGCCGGACCACUGGACCGGCCUGGGGAUCAACUGCUGAGCCAGACCUGACCCACUGUGCAUAGACACCCAGCAGUCCACUCCUGGCUCGCCAUCAUUCCACUGCAUUCAUUCUGCCUUGCUGGACGCGCUGCAGCUCUCUGGACCCCCGGUGCUGCAGAGAGGUUCUGGUUUUCUGCUUGGUUCCAUUUACUGAGUGGACCUUCAGAAAGAUUCAGCUGAACAAACCGCUUCCUGUAAUUUAAUGUUUGUAUUUGUACAGAGAUUAUGUGACUAUUAAAGAUUAUUAACACUA